AUGAAGGAUAUGUCAAUCUCUAAGUAUUAUAAUAAGUUUAUGACCCUUGCUAGGUUCGCUCCUGAGGUUGUGCCGAAUGAGGAACUGAAGGCUCGGAGGGUUGCACACCUAUACCAUCUAAACUCUAAGGAUAUAGGUGAGAAGGCUAAGGAUAGGGAAAAAAGGUUAGACUUUGAGAAAUCUGAGAACCAGAGUAACUUUAAGAGGCCUAGGAAUAGGAACUCGUUUGAUAGGGGUAGCCAAAAUGUUAGCAAUUAUAAUAAUGCUAACAAUGGAGAGAGGAGCUACCACUGUAAGAGGUGUAGGAGAAACCACCCUGGGAGAUACUGUGAUGGGAAUUUGGUGACUUGCUGGUUCUGCAACAAAAAGGGGCACAAGGAAUAUGAGUGUUACACCAAUCAGAAACAACAGGGAAAUGGUGGGAAUGGCAGGAAUACCCAACAGAGGCCUAAAAAUUUCAACAACCAGGGGAAUAAGGGAAAUGGUCAGAAUGGGAAGUUUGGGAAUGGUAAAAACAAUAACAACAGAUCUGGCAAUGACAACAACAACUCAGGAAACAACAAAAAUGGUUACCAAGGAAGAAGCAAAACUCCGGGCUCUUAUUUGAAUAUGAGUGAGAUUAGUCGGAUGGAGGAUGUAUCCAUUAUGAAUGAGUUCUUAGAUGUCUUUCCAAAAGAGAUCUUAGGAAUGCCACCCAAAAGAGAAGUUGAAUUUAUCAUUGACUUAGUUCCAGGAGCUGCACCUAUCUUGAAAGCACCUCAUAGAAUGGCACCAGCCGAGAUGAGCGAGCUAAAGGCUCAAUUACAGGAGUUGUUGGACAAGGGGUUCAUUAGGCCUAGUGCAUCACCUUGGGGAGCACCUGUGUUUAUUUGUGAAAAAGAAGGAUAG
Chenopodium quinoa (quinoa) is the source of this 888-nucleotide messenger RNA. Its product is annotated as putative mediator of RNA polymerase II transcription subunit 24. The transcript is spliced from 3 exons. Lineage: Eukaryota; Viridiplantae; Streptophyta; Magnoliopsida; Caryophyllales; Amaranthaceae. The coding region runs from base 1 to 888 and encodes 295 amino acids. The record is from RefSeq and is a predicted model, not a curated record.